Molecule: messenger RNA, 2230 nt
Organism: Quercus lobata
Lineage: Eukaryota; Viridiplantae; Streptophyta; Magnoliopsida; Fagales; Fagaceae
Product: pre-mRNA-splicing factor SLU7-A
Exons: 10
Coding region: 166-1797 (543 amino acids)
Biological process (GO): mRNA splicing, via spliceosome
Cellular component (GO): spliceosomal complex
Molecular function (GO): pre-mRNA 3'-splice site binding
Source: RefSeq, a predicted model, not a curated record
AGCCAAUGGUUGAGCCACCUUGGCUAUCGACGCAUUAGAUUUUUUACUCUACCAAUUCUGCAAUACUCUCCUCUCUCUCUCUCUCUCUCUCUCCGAACCACCGCCGAUCAGCCCAUUCCGUAUUCCUCCGCCGCAGCGCUGCCGCUCUCGCUCAACCGGCCAAACAUGGCGACCGCUUCAGUUGCAUUUAAAUCGAGGGAGGACCAUAGGAAGCAAAUUGAAUUAGAAGAAGCACGUAAAGCUGGGCUUGCACCAGCUGAGGUUGAUGAGGAUGGAAAGGAGAUCAAUCCUCAUAUUCCGCAGUAUAUGUCAUCUGCACCUUGGUAUCUCAAUGCUGAGAGACCUAGUUUAAAACAUCAAAGGAAGUGGAAAUCAGAUCCUAAUUAUACAAAAUCAUGGUAUGACAGAGGUGCCAAAAUUUACCAGGCUGACAAAUACAGGAAGGGUGCAUGUGAAAACUGUGGAGCUAUGACUCACGAUUCAAAGGCAUGUAUGGAAAGGCCCCGUAAAGUAGGAGCAAAGUGGACAAGCAAACACAUUUCACCUGAUGAAAAAAUAGAGACCUUUGAGCUUGACUAUGAUGGCAAGCGGGACCGAUGGAAUGGCUAUGAUGCAUCUACCUAUUCCCGUGUCAUUGAGAGAUAUGAAGCAAGAGAUGAAGCUCGAAGGAAAUUCCUGAAGGACCAGCAGCUUAAGAAACUUGAGGAAAAAAACAAUAACCAAAAUGGUGAAGAUGGUGAAGCUGGUGAAGCUGGAAUCAGCGAUGAGGAUGAUGAUGAAGAUGAUCUAAGGGUAGAUGAGGCCAAGGUUGAUGAGAGCAAACAAAUGGACUUUGCAAAGGUUGAAAAGCGUGUGCGUACAACAGGUGGUGGAAGCACAGGAACUGUCAGGAACUUGCGUAUUCGGGAGGACACCGCAAAAUAUCUGUUGAAUCUUGAUGUCAACUCUGCACAUUAUGAUCCCAAAACCCGGUCCAUGCGUGAAGAUCCUCUCCCAGAUGCAGAUCCAAAUGAGAAGUUCUACGGGGGAGAUAAUCAAUAUAGGAAUAGUGGUGAAGCUUUGGAGUUUAAGCAGCUUAACAUUCAUUCAUGGGAAGCAUUUGAUAAGGGACAAGACAUGCACAUGCAAGCAGCUCCAUCCCAAGCUGAGUUGCUUUAUAAAAAUUAUAAGGUCAUUAAGGAGAAGCUGAAGUCCCAAACAAAAGAUGACAUCUUGGAGAAGUAUGGAAACGCAGCUACUGAAGGAGAACUUCCAAGGGAGCUUCUACUAGGACAGACUGAAAGAGAAGUCGAAUAUGAUCGUGCCGGCAGAAUCAUAAAGGGGCAGGAGAAGGCACUUCCCAGAAGCAAGUAUGAAGAAGAUGUUUAUAUUAACAACCACACAAGUGUAUGGGGUUCAUGGUGGAAGGAUCACCAAUGGGGCUACAAGUGCUGCAAGCAGAUAAUCCGGAACAGCUAUUGCACUGGUGCUGCUGGAAUAGAGGCUGCUGAGGCUGCAACAGAUCUUAUGAAGGCUAAUAUUGCUCGGAAAGAAGCUACUGAAGAGACGCCUACGCUACUGGAGGAGAAAAGGGUGGCUACUUGGGGAACAGAAAUCCCAGAUGACUUGGUUUUGGAUGAGAAGUUACUUGCAGAAGCACUUAAAAAGGAGGAUCAAAGAAAGAGAGAAGAGAAAGAUGAGAGAAAGCGCAAAUAUAAUGUUACAUGGAAUGAUGAGGUUACACCUGAGCAAAUGGAGGCUUACAGGAUGAAGAGAUUCCAGCGUGAUGAUCCAAUGAAUAACUUCCCACAGCACUAGGUUUAGAUCUACAAUAAAAUGGGUGAUGGAGCUUCUAUGUUACAAAGCCUUGAAGCUCUCUUUCUGCUGCAAGCAGAAUUACAUGCCAGCUGUGUUAUAAUGCAGUUUCACCAGCUGGGUUCCUGCACCUGUUGCACGGUUGUAUUACAUACUGAAUAGAGCUAUUCUCUCUGAUUGGUCUGUCAAAUCAUGAGAGGUGUGGUGGAAUGCUGACAUGCAUUUGUUUAUUUGAAUAGUGCUUAUAUGUUACUUCAAUUCCAUGUGGAGAAUAUUCGUAGCUAGAAAAUGCCAUCCUUUAGAUGUGUUUACUAUCCACCAGUGAUGAAUUCCUUUCCUUGUAAUGUGCCAGUCUAUAAAGUUUUCACCAUCAUAAUGUGAUUAUCUUGUUGAAGUACCUCCACUAGAAACAAAUAAAUUUUUUGAUUGUAUAGUA